Molecule: messenger RNA, 1597 nt
Organism: Carica papaya (papaya)
Lineage: Eukaryota; Viridiplantae; Streptophyta; Magnoliopsida; Brassicales; Caricaceae
Product: Core-2/I-branching beta-1,6-N-acetylglucosaminyltransferase family protein
Cellular component (GO): membrane
Molecular function (GO): glycosyltransferase activity
Source: RefSeq, a predicted model, not a curated record
AAAAACAUAAAAUAAAUGAGGAGUUUUCUUUUUCUUAAUGGAUUAUCUCCGCCGUCAAUCCAGUCCCCCUCGCACUCACCAAAUCCCACUUUCUCUCCCCUGAAGUCAGAUACACGCGUUCCUCCCUCUCUGGCUCUUUCCUUAGAUUCUCUAAUAUCUCAGAGUAGAGUAAAAAUCAGAGUCAUCCCUAUCUCUCCCUCUUCUCUCUCUAUCUUCUUAUUUGGGUGUACGGAGAAAGCAUGCUAUCUCCAACUCCACUCGCUCUUCUCUCCGCUUUACUCCUCUGCUUGCCUCUCGCCAUACUUUUCACCAUCAACAGUUCCCGACCCACAACCACCAUCACCGGCGGCGGCGGCGGUCAUGGAAGCCCAUUUUCCAUUUCUGUGCCCAGAUUCUACAAUACCCGCAAAACCCGCCAAAUAUUCGACACCAGAACCGUCCUUUCACCUCCUCCGCCACCGCCGCCACCUGAAGACGACGACUCUCUCUUCCGGGUCGCUUCCCGGGUCAACUCAAAACCCCCACGUUCUUCUCCAAAGAAGCUAGCCUUUAUGUUCCUUACCACUACUCCUCUCCCUUUCGCGCCUCUUUGGGAACUAUUCUUCAACCAGACGCCCAAAACCCUCUUCAAUAUUUACGUUCAUGCCGACCCGAGUUACGAGUACGACCCGCCCUUUUCCGGCGUGUUUGCUAAUCGGGUCAUUCACUCGAAACCCGCACUCCGUUUGACGCCGACUCUUACUUCGGCGGCGCGUCGGUUGCUCGCUCACGCUCUACUUCACGACCGAGCGAAUUCCAUGUUUGCUCUCUUGUCCCCUUCCUGCAUACCAAUCCACUCCUUCAACUUCACUUACAAAACCCUAAUGUCAUCGAAGAAGAGCUUCAUCGAGAUCUUGAAGGACGAGCCAGGAUCCUUCGACAGGUGGGCUGUGCGUGGGGCGGACGCGAUGCUGCCGGAAGUGAAGCUAGAGGACUUUCGGAUCGGGUCGCAAUUCUGGGUACUGACCCGGAAGCACGCGAGGUUAGUGGUGAGUGACAGGAAGAUGUGGCGUAAGUUCAACCAACCGUGCGUGCGGGAGGACAUUUGUUACCCCGAGGAAAAUUACUUUCCUACUCUCCUGCACGUGCGAGACCCGCGAGGUUGUGUGCCGGCGACGCUGACGCACGUUGACUGGACGGUCAGCGAAGACGGUCACCCGCGGAUGUACGCGGACUGGGAGGUGGGUCCCGAUCUGAUAUCUGAAUUGAGGAAAGCGAGGCCUAGAUACGGCGAGGAUGAGACAAUCAACGGCUCUGAUUUUGCUGUGAAAGAGCGGCGUGACCCAUUUCUGUUCGCCAGAAAGUUCUCGCCGGGGUCGCUGCAGCCUUUACUCAGCCUGUCAAAAGACGUUCUCUUCAAAGAUUAGGCCCUAUCCAGCGAGGGCAUUUUUGUAAAUUUAAGUGUCUUUUUUAAAAAAAAAAACUUGUUCAUGAAAAUAUUUUAUUAACAUGAAAAGCUUGGGAUCAAACCCAGUAUAUAUGUUUUUAAUUCGACAGGUGUCCUUUUUGUUCACCAAAUACCAAUUCAUUCUUAUGUACAGUAAUUUAUUUUGAACAA